This is a messenger RNA of Paramecium sonneborni, 1646 nucleotides long. Lineage: Eukaryota; Ciliophora; Oligohymenophorea; Peniculida; Parameciidae. The record is from the annotation of a GenBank genome assembly.
AUUAUGAGCAAAGAUUAUAAAUAGCUGGCAAUCCAAUAUCAUUUAGCCUAUUCGAAUGUUAAAUAAAGGAUUGAUUUAUCUUAGAGAGCACUUAAUGUAAAAAUUCUUAGAUUAUUAGACUAUUGAUUUUCAAUUACAAUUGGAACAAUAUUAUUAAUCAAUGAAUAAAUCAAUUAUGGAUAAAUAUGAGGAUCACAAAUAUGAUGAAGUGUUUUAAUUUAUACUCACUAGCAGUUCAAAUAAAUACUAGACUCAAGAAUAAUUGAUUUGUGAUUUGAAAAAUGCAAGGGAAGAAUUCUCAACCAACAUAAAUAAUUAUUAAUAAUAAUUAUUAAAUUUAAAUGAUAAAAAAGAAAAGUAAAAUUAAAAUAUAUAAGGUCUAUCAAUAAAUUAAAAGUAUCAUAAUAAAAGUUAGCUUAAAGUUAAUCAUUUUAUGUUUCUAUAACAAAAGUACUAGUAAGAAAUACUUUGACUCUUGAUUUGGUAAACGAUAGUGUUGAUUAAAGAUUGGGACACAUGAAAUCAAUCUAAGAUCUCAUUAAAAAUAAGGAAAAUACUUAUGGAAAUUACAAAAUAGCAAUAGAAAAAUUUAAUUAAUGUUAUAAUGAAGUAUUACCUGAAAUAGAGAUAUAUGUAAGUUAAAUAAGAGAAAUUGAAUCUAAUGUGGCUGAAUGUGUAAGAUAAUUGUUUCAAAAAAUUGCUUUGGCAGAAGUAUCAGCAUUAAGAAACAGGUAUUAUAAAGAAUAAUAUUCAGGCAAUAUGAUCUAGAUUAGGUGAUAAAAUAUUUGGAAAAAGUAGACUUCACAAAAAUAAGUAAUGUUUUUAAGUUUUCUGAAGAAGUUUUUGUACCUGCAAAAGUUGAGUAAUUUUAAACUUACUCUUCAAAAACUGUUGAAAGUUAUCUUCAUAAAAAUAACAUUGUUAAUUCAGAUGAGAAAUCUUUAGAAGAAUAAGAAUAACAACAAUAGUUAUAAUAAGAAACUCUUUCACAAGAAUAAAAACAAUAGCUAGAUGAAUUUUCAACUUCUUUAUUCAAUAAAGCCGAUUUAUCUGAAAAAUUAAUAAAUCUGAUUGAAUCAAACCUUAAACAAAAUAAUGCUUUAGUGAUAUUAGAAUAUUUAUAUUAACGAAUCAAGUAAAUAAUUUUAUGAUUUAGAGCUCCAAUUAUGAUUGGAAAGCGUAAUUAGUCUAUGAUUCUGCCAAUGUUUAAUAAAUUAUUGGAAUAUAUUUCAAAAGAUGGAAUAACCAUAUAAAAGCUUUAAAAAUUAACAACAUUUAUUUAUUAUUAAUAAGAAGAAGUAGUUUCAUUAUUUUAGAUGCUAUGCUAAAAUCCAAUUUUUUCAAAAAAAACUGAUUAUUGGGAAUGGUUAAUCUUUUGGUAAAUAAAUUAAACAUGUGAAGGAGUUACAGAAUCUGAUAGAUAAUUAAUUAUUUUCUAACAAUUUUAAAAUACUGUUUAACAAAUGGGUUAAGCAAAAAUACCUGUUUCAAUAAUAAACACUUUUAUAUCAGAUUUAGCACCCUAUUACGGGAUAAAAGCAUAAUAAAUUGAAGAAAUUAAGAAAUUAUUAUCAAGAUUUAUUUUAGCAUAAUAAUAAAAUCCAAAUUCAAAAUUGUAAAUCCAAUCUUUUGAUUCAGUAGAAUGA